Messenger RNA from Paramecium sonneborni, 244 nucleotides. The record is from the annotation of a GenBank genome assembly. NCBI's taxonomy places the organism in Eukaryota, Ciliophora, Oligohymenophorea, Peniculida, Parameciidae.
AGAUUCUUUCAGCAGAUAGAAAAAUGACAAUAAUUGUAGGCUGGCAAUUGAGCAAUAAAGAUGCCCAAUUAGAUAUUUUUGAAGAGUUGAUGAGAUUUUAUACUGAUGUUCCUAAAAAUAAUUAAGAUAGGAGGAUGUUAACUAUAAUUAAGCAACUGAACUAGAAUUUAGAUUUAAUUGAUUUUUUGUAAUUCUAAUUUGAAUAUUGAGAAGAAAGUUUAGAAAAGUUCAUAAAAUAAGGGGG